CUCAGCUCUUCACAUUAAACGGUAUACCGUAUUAGCGUUCAAUCUGGUGCAGGUGCUGGUGGCAUUGCAAGGAUUUGCAGAAACUGUGCAUCCUUCGCGAGUUCUUGUUCAUCCGUUGCAGCAUCAGCUUUUAGCAGGACUAGAAUUUGGAGCUGGGACUCUGACAAAGGUGCUUGCAGGAAAGAAGCCGCUCAUACAGAGGUUGGUGCUUCCAUUGCCUAGUGUCUCUGCAGCGGCGUGGUCGUGCGAGGUCCUGUGAAACAGUUCUCAGGUGUCUGGCAAAAGCGGCGAUGAUUGAGAGGAGGGGCGACGUGACCUACAAUUUAGUCAUCGAAGAUGAUCAAGGAAACCCGUUCCCUGAGAUUCUCAAGGAUGAUGUCACUUAUGUCGUUGCAAGGCCCAACACCCAGUUCCAGGUGCGAAUAGCAAGAAACGUUGCAGGAUCCCAAUUGGCAACAGCUCUAUAUGCAGCAGGACUUGCUAUUGAUGGGGAAAGCAUUGGCUAUAUCAGAGAUCUGCGGAGCGCGGGUGCGAAAGCUAAGGACUGUGUAUUUGAGGGUUGGCGAGUUGACCAUCGGAGUAAGCGAGCGUUUGUCUUUGGGCAGCCGCGUUCUGCUACCGAAGACCAUCAGCAACCAUUCAUCCCUGCAUCACAAUCGCAGGUUGGGACUAUGGUAGCUUCCUUUCUGAAAAUGGAGAGAUAUGCAUGCAAGGCCCCGGAAGAGCGCUGCAGCGCCUGUGAAUUCAGAGGUUUCGGAGCAAAGCGGAAACCUCGGGACAUUAAAACGGCCUCCUCUGUCACUCAGGCUGAUGGGAAAAAGUUCUUCACUGCCCCAAGUCUGACUGCGGAAAGCGGACGGGUGCUGCCUACAAAAUCCCACAAACAAGAGUCCUUUCACACCCGACCAGUGUCUAGAGUUCCGGUAAUUCAGCUGAAGCUCAGGUUUGAGACAGCUCCCAUCCUGUUGCUGCGGAAAGUUCUAGACCAGAGCAAUCCGGAGCAUGCACGGUUGUUGGAAGGGGUGCAUCAGAGAGUUCAGGAAGGGGGUGAGGCGUCAACAAGUCAGCCAGCGGUCGAGCGGAAACCCAAGACUGUCAAGGUCGAGACGAAGAAGAGCGGAAACAGCACAAGAACAGAAGGAACGGAAGCGUCUACGAAGGAGACGAAGGUGGGGCGCAAGGAGGCCAAGCGAGGGUGGAGCACGAAGUUGGAGCUCACAGGCAUCGAAACAGUGGACUUAACAGAGGACGAUGGGAAUGAUGAUGAGUGCAUGAUGUACACAGUCGAGAAGAAGCCUCGGCCGAAUGAUUUUGUGUCGGUUGACUAGCUCGCAGAAGUAAGAUCAGGUUCAUUCGCAGGCGGACUCCUCGAUCUUGUUGGAGACCAAAGUCAAUUGACGUUACAGCUCAAUUUCCAAUGCUGAGAAGAACCUGAUGUCCGUAGUCCUCUGAUUGAUUGAGAACGGACCAGUUUCUGCAUGAAAAGAUGGAUAUUUUUCCACGCUUGAC
This is a messenger RNA of Klebsormidium nitens, 1509 nucleotides long. Lineage: Eukaryota; Viridiplantae; Streptophyta; Klebsormidiophyceae; Klebsormidiales; Klebsormidiaceae. The record is from the annotation of a GenBank genome assembly.